Molecule: messenger RNA, 2918 nt
Organism: Leucoraja erinaceus (little skate)
Lineage: Eukaryota; Metazoa; Chordata; Chondrichthyes; Rajiformes; Rajidae
Product: kinesin light chain 1-like
Exons: 16
Coding region: 326-2131 (601 amino acids)
Biological process (GO): axo-dendritic transport
Cellular component (GO): membrane-bounded organelle; cytoplasm; kinesin complex
Molecular function (GO): kinesin binding
Source: RefSeq, a predicted model, not a curated record
ACUCUCCCACAAGUGGAAACAUCCUCUCUACAUCCACUCUAUCCAGGCCUUUCUCCAGUUGUGGAAUAGACACAGUAGACCCAAAUACAAUCUUUCUCCCAAGAGGAAAACUACUAAUUAUUGGCUAGCCGUCUGAAACUCACAACUUCACAUCUCCUGUUUUCUUGGCUUUCAUAUGGUAGUUUGUCAUUCAGCUUUAAGGGCAGAUCAUAGGGCAGUUUGCCAGCUGACCAACACAGUCGUCCCCUCUGUACCUGCUGUGGGAGAUCAGUGAAACGUCACUCUUCAUUCUGGCUGCACCGAGACAGCAAAAAGUUGGAACGACAUGUCCACGAUGGUGCAGAUGAAUGAGAAGCUGAGUGCAGACGAGAUCAUUACUGGCACCAAGCAGGUCAUCCAGGGCUUGGAGGCUCUGAAAAAUGAGAACAACACCAUUCUGCAGAGCCUGCAGGAGACGCUGAAUGGGUUGAAGGAGGAUGACGAACUUCACCUGGUGCAGGAGAAGACCAGCCUGAUCCAGAGGUCGCUGGAGAUGAUUGAACUAGGACUGAGCGAGGCUCAGGUGGUGACGGCCCUGUCCACCCACCUCAGCACGGUGGAGGCGGAGAAGCAGAAGCUGCGAGCGCAGGUGAGGCGGCUGUGCCAGGAGAACCAGUGGCUGCGUGACGAGCUGGCCAGCACGCAGCAGAGGCUGCAGAAGAGCGAGCAGGCGGUGGCUCAGCUGGAGGAGGAGAAGAAGCACCUGGAGUUCAUGAACCAGAUCAAGAAGUACGACGAGGAUGAGGCAGCGGAAGACAAAGACAGUGUAUUGUCAAAGGCUCCGCUGGAUGAUCUUUUCCCGAAUGAGGAUGAACAGAGUCAGCUGCAGCACUCUCACAGCAGCGCAGCAGCAGCAGCGCAGCAGGGGGGCUACGAGAUCCCGGCAAGGCUGCGGACCCUCCACAACCUGGUCAUACAGUAUGCUUCACAAGGGCGCUACGAAGUGGCCGUCCCACUCUGUAAACAAGCUCUGGAGGACCUGGAGAAAACCUCAGGCCACAACCACCCCGAUGUGGCCACCAUGCUAAAUAUUCUGGCCUUGGUGUACAGGGAUCAGAACAAAUACAAAGAGGCGGCGAAUCUUUUAAAUGAUGCCCUGACAAUCCGGGAGAAAACUCUCGGCCAAGACCAUCCAGCGGUGGCUGCCACUCUGAAUAACCUCGCCGUGCUUUUUGGCAAAAGAGGAAAGUAUAAAGAAGCUGAACCACUGUGCAAGCGGGCUUUGGAAAUCCGGGAAAAGGUACUGGGCAAGGACCACCCCGACGUGGCCAAGCAGCUGAACAACCUGGCGCUGUUGUGUCAGAACCAGGGCAAGUACGAGGAGGUGGAGUAUUACUACGAGAGAGCUCUGGAGAUUUACCAAACCAAGCUGGGACCGGAGGACCCUAAUGUGGCCAAGACUAAGAACAACCUGGCUUCCUGUUACUUGAAGCAAGGCAAAUACAGACAAGCCGAGGCUCUGUACAAGGAGAUCCUGACAAGGGCUCACGAGAGGGAGUUUGGGUCUGUCGAUGGUGAUCACCGGCGGCUGUGGGUAAACUCCGAGGACAUCGACGACGCUAACAAGGGCAGAGUGGCCCCUUCAGGAGACUACUGGGACCACACUGAGCCUCCAGUCUGCUUCACAACCUCCAGUGAUGCAACAGGACCUCCCGAUGCCAAUGGAGUUCAACAUCCACAUCGAGAAGAAACCAAAAUUGUCCCUGCCACCAUCGGGAAUAAAACAGAUUCCUCACCGAAGGCAUCUGACCCUUCCCCGGGCACAGCCCCCUGCCGAUGGUCCCACCCCUACAUCUACCUGGACACGGGGGCUGUUCUAUUUGCAAAGGGCCCAGGGGGUCAGGAGGAAGUGAGUAUGGGCGUGGAGUGGAACGGGGACACUCUGGGCAGCUUGAAACGCAGCGGUUCCUUCACCAAACUCCGUGACUCUAUUCGGAGGAGCAGUGAGAAGCUGGUUCGUAAACUGAAGGGUGUCACCGCACAAGACACCCCGCCUAAGAUGCUGGGGAUGAAACGAGCCAAUUCCUUGAAUAUUCUGAACCGGGCAGCAGGGUUACUGGAGACACCUUUCAGCGCCCCUCCAGUGGUUUGAUGGAGUCUCGGGGACUGAGCACCAGCCACAGCAACCUGGCCCGCAGAGGAUCACUGACCGACUCGGGCUGAGAGGAGUUUGUACGAUGGAGAGACGAGGAGUGUCACACGCUGCAUUCCUGGAUAAACACAAGUGCUGGAGUAACACAGCGGGUCAGGCAGCAUCUGUGGAGAACAUGGAUAGGUGAUCUUUCACAGAGUGCUGGAGUAACUCAGCGGGUGCAGCAGCAUCUAUGGAGCUAAGGAAAUAGGCAACGUUUUGGGCCGAAACCCAAAGGAAAUAGGCAACGUUUCGGGUCGAAACCCGAAGGGUUUCGGGACGAAACGUUGCCUAUUUCCUUAGCUCCAUAGAUGCUGCUGCACCAUAACUCAGAGGGUCAGGCAGCAUCUCUGGAGAGAAGGAAAGGGUCGAAACCCAAAACGUCACCCCAUUCCUUCUCGCCAGAGAUGCUGCCUGUCCCGCUGAGUUACUCCAGCACUUUGUGUCUAUCUAUCUAUGAUCUCCCAUCCGAGGGUCUCUGCCACAUUGGGACGGGGAGGUUCUGGUCUGUUGAUGGGCCUAGUGUAAAUUCAGGCCACAGUUGUACAAGCGUGUACAUGCGGGGAAUUUCGUGACCAUACUGGGAUCCAGGAGUAUCGAGGCAACCUGCAUCCACACGCCAACCAGCACCUUUCUGGUGAGUUUUCGUCGUCAGGCUCUGAAACACUGUAAUAAACUAAUGAAAACUGUGUUGAAAUUUUACAAUGUUAUUUAUGUUUUGGGUAUUAAAUAAAACAGAUUGUAACUG